GUUAAAUAGAUGCAUCUAAGUUAGGAUCUGGUGCUGGUGUUGUGGUCGCUACCGCUACCGUAUGUUGUUAUUUUAUGCAGUGAUGCUGUUUCCAGGACACCAUUACUUGGGCCCCGGCAGUCACAAGGGAAGGACCCCAGUGGACGAGGACGACCGCAUUGCCAAGCGGCACGACGAGGCGUACGAAAAAGUGCAAAGCGAUACCGACGUGUUUGCAGCCGACCGGGCAUCUACAAAGGAGUUUUUCGGUGACUUUCUAUCGACAGGCAAUUGGCACUCUGCCUUGGGCGCAGCCGGUUUGGGUGCGAAGAACUUGGUCGAGGAGCACAUACUACUCACACUCCUUGACAAUGUCUGAUGCAAAGAGGAGACAUGAGGAGGACCACGACGAGGGACCAGCUACAGACGUUGUUGAUGCAAGCGACCAAAAUUAUUCCCACCAGUUUAAUGAGACCGUGGCGGAGUUUGCGGCAAUUAAUCGAGGCGUGGGCGAGCUUUCAGGAGCAGAUGCUGGGGAACCAGGAACAUCACGACGAGGAGCUGCAAAAGAUAUACAAUCCCCUCCGCUGUGGGCACUGCAGCUACAAGACAUUCCUAAACGCCGAAGAAUUGUGCAUGACGUCUUUCCCGCCCGAAACGAUGGAGAAGCUGAGAACAUUUGUGGUGAGAUUAUUAGACGGUUCGAACUUGGAGCAACCCGAUAUGCAGUCGCCGCCGUCGCUACUCACACACGAGACACUAGCCUCCCCCACGUGCAUGUCAUCCACGACUGCUCCUGGAGCAAUGGCAGCUGCAGAUGUGUGGCAUUCGCUGGCUUUGUGCGAAGACCAAACCGCUCGUCUGUUUGGUCUACAAACGCCACAGCCUGGGACUUCUUCCAUCUCAUCAAGUAUCUGUAUAGCGACCCCAGAGUUUUGGAAUACUUUAAGGUGGGAGGAAGCAACUGGGGUCGUGACUGUAGAACUCAAGUUGUGGGACAACUCGAAAAUUCAGGACACGAGUCCUCAAGAGUUUUGGAAAUACUGCACCCGCAAUUUGCGUGUGCAGCUUCAUGCCACGUCGAGUCCGGAAGUUCACCAAGCCAUUCAGACGAUUAUUCGUUACGCGCACGAGAGGGUGGGCAAACAAAGUCCCGAAAACGUACAAAGAGACAAGCGGAGGAAUCCAUCUAUGAUUGGCUCAGGGAAAACCCCGUAUCGCCGCUAACGAAUAUUGUGCAAACUCCCAAGUGGCUUGCAGACCCCACCUUUCGGUUUAUCCGACUGGACGACAAGCACCUGCAGAGGGCCAUUCAAGUUUUUAACGACGAGAUGUGCAGUUACACUACCCUCGACUUUAUCGAGCUGUACCAACACACACAGCCAUUGUUUGACGCUCCACACGGCGACUUGGAUGCUCACUAUAUGACUGUGCAAGACUCGUUUGAUGCUGUCUUGGAACUGCUAAACUUUCAGUUUGACGACAACCAGCUCGACUGUCUGACUUUGUAAACAACCUCUAUAUGCUUGUCGAGAAGCUGGUGCCCAAGAAGAAUUGUAUUGAAGUGGUGUCUCCCCCGAGUGCUGGCAAGAACUUUUUUUUUGACGCUGUGCUUUCUUUUUAUAUAAACAGGGGCACUAUACACAACUUUAACCGCUUUUCAAACUUUCCACUACAAGACACUGUAGGCCGCCGCAUACUGGUGUGGAACGAGCCAAACUGAGUCUUCUGCAUUUGACACGGUCAAGAAAAUCUUUGGCGGCGACGUGGACUCUGUGGCAGUCAAGUACUCACCCGACCAGACCAUCUCGUGAACGCCUGUCAUUGUCCUCUCUAACAAUGAAGUCUUUCCUGCUGACGAUGCCUUUAACCACCGCAUGUUUCGCUACAAGUGGAAGGCCUGUCCAUUGCUCAAGCGUCAUGCAAAGAAGGUGCACCCCAUGUCCCUGGUGCUUUUGUAUGACAAGUUUGUACUCGAUGCUGACUAUAUGCUUGCCCGUCAAGAAAUAAACCUUUCA
Molecule: messenger RNA, 1997 nt
Organism: Dermacentor andersoni
Lineage: Eukaryota; Metazoa; Arthropoda; Arachnida; Ixodida; Ixodidae
Source: RefSeq, a predicted model, not a curated record